Molecule: messenger RNA, 771 nt
Organism: Venustampulla echinocandica
Lineage: Eukaryota; Fungi; Ascomycota; Leotiomycetes; Helotiales; Pleuroascaceae
Exons: 2
Coding region: 1-771 (256 amino acids)
Source: RefSeq, a predicted model, not a curated record
AUGGCGAUCUCCAAACCCGCAACCGCAAUCCUCAUCCUACACGCCCUACACAACCUCCUUACAGCUAUCUUCCUUGCGAGCUACAAUAGGUCACGCUUGAAAAUCCUUUCCUCCCUCACCCUCGUGAUUGUCCACUUCAUCAUUCACGCUCGCGUCACAACUCCGAUCUUCCUCGUCACGUUGCUGAUAAACCACUGCUGUCUGCCCCGCUCCUCACGCAUCACCUUCCGCCGUCACUUAGUAACAGCCAUAUUCAUCGCACCGCUACUAGCACAAAUCACGGGACACAGUCUUGGAUUGAUCGGCAAUCCUUACAAGCUCAAAGUUGUCGCGGCAGCUGCGUGCUAUGAUCAGCUUGAUGCAGCCGACGCAACUGUGUUAACUAAAGGCCUGUUUUGUGAGGUCAAGUAUGGGAUUUCGAGGGGAGAGGCAGAGCGUAGGGCUGGGACUUUGAAAACGGGGUUGGGUUAUGUGGAGCUCUUGGCGAUUAAUUGCCUCAGCAUGUGGGAUAUUGACCAUUUUGAGGGAGGGGUCAGAGGUGUUUGUUGGAUGGGGAUGGAGAGGGAGGAUGUGGGAGAGGGGGAAGGGAGGAAUACGCUGAAGCAUAAUUUGAGACGCAGGUUUGAGGAGUGCUAUGGGAAGUUUGGGAUUGAGGUAUUGUGGAAGUGGAAAGGCGAUGGUGCUGAGAUCAUGUUGAAACUGCCAAAGAUCGAGGGAACGAAGUACACGGGCGAAUUCAUACCAAUAGAUGGCGAUUAUCUCGUCAUCUAA